Molecule: messenger RNA, 2024 nt
Organism: Rhincodon typus (whale shark)
Lineage: Eukaryota; Metazoa; Chordata; Chondrichthyes; Orectolobiformes; Rhincodontidae
Product: olfactory receptor 4K15-like
Biological process (GO): G protein-coupled receptor signaling pathway
Cellular component (GO): membrane
Molecular function (GO): G protein-coupled receptor activity
Source: RefSeq, a predicted model, not a curated record
CUACACCUUAUUAUCUCAGAGCGCAGUGUGGUGCCGGAUUCCCUGAGGAUCCUGACGCUGGGGACUGGCUGGAUGUCCGACAGGAGGUGCUCGAACGGCAGGGAGGCGGCCUGGCUGGGCUGCAGCAGGUCCCUGGUGCUCACCUUCAUGCUGCUCCUCGCCUGUGCGGUGGUGGUGGGCAACUUCAUCACCGUGACCGUCUUCCUCAGGACCAAGAAGUCCCGCACCCCUCAGGGGUACCUGAAAGUCUCCCUGGCCCUGGCCGAUCUGGCGGUGGGACUCCCUUUCUCCGUCUACACGGAGAUCGCGUUGCUGGGGAGCGCCAGCCCCACUCUGUGCUACAGCGGCUACUCGGCCACGGGGGGCGACCAGCUCUGGUAGCCCUGCAGCCUGGUGUUCGCCGGCUGUACCUUCGUGUCCAUCAGCACCAUCUUCCUGCUGUCGGUGAAGAGGAGUGUGGCCAUCCUGAAGCCCUUGCACAAGGAAUCCAUCGUCACCCGGAGGAGGACCUUACUCCUCAUCCUGCUGUCCUGGUUCACCGGCUUCCUGCUCUUCAGCGGCCACUUCUCCCUGGAGUACAGCGAAUGCAGCCGGAUGUGUAACUACGCCUUCGUGGCCCGGGCUGUCCCCCACGCCAGCUGGAGUAUCCUCCUCCUCUUCCCCGCCUUUGACUUUACCAUCUUCGGGGGUACUCUGGCCGUCAACGCGCUGUCCUUCCGCACCAUCCGCCGCUACUCCGAGAAGCGCAAGUCCUUGGCCGAGCUGAAGAACUUACCCGCCUCCCUGCGCCCCUCCUUCUCAGACAUUAAAGCCGCCAAAACCAUCGGCAUCCUCACUUUGAUCUUCACCGCCUCUUUCAGCCCGGUCGCCGGCCUCGUGGUGGGUAAUGUCGCCGGCUAUCGCUGGUGUAACUUCUCCUUCUUUGCCUUUUGGGUGCCGGCGUCCAACAGCUGCUGCAAUGUCAUUAUCUACAGCGUUAGGGACCAGAGGUUCCGCAAAGGCCUGCACCAGUUAUUCCACAAAACCCCACAGUGAUCCUCAGGAAAGUUCUGGGCUCUGAGGAACCGUGAUUUUCGCCAAGGGAAUACAAUUCUGACUGGACAGUGAGGACCAUCCGAUUGAUUCAACAAGUGCAUAAACCUCAGCUUAAAAAUAACCAGCUUCUCUCACAUUAUGUUAUAUUGAAAACAUCAGUUCGAUGCUAUCACAGAAGGGCACUUGAGAACAUUUAUGAACGUUCAAUUAUUUUCUUACUGUGAACUGUAUACAUUUUCUACCUUGACACAGCUGUCUGGUGCCAUUUUUGAAAACACUGUUGAGAACUAUUAAUCAACAUCACUGACCUAGCAUGUCACUUCAAAGUUUUUAAAUUGACUUUGUGUGGGAUAGUUGUCUUAGGCAGUUUCUUAGUAUUUGAGGAUGACUUGUUUCCACUUCAGAAGGUUCUGAGAUGACAGCUAAGUCCAUUUGCAGAUUCUGCCACAUGUGGGGCAGGUGGUGCUUGAAGGGACAAACACAUUGAGUUUGACGCGUGUGUGUGUUCUCUAUCCAGUCUUUGUCUCUCGUCUUUGCCUCUGUGUCCUUCUGAAGAAGUGUCCCACUAUGUUUGGUGUCUUCCCAAAGAAACCAAAACCCAAGAGCUCCCCUGUUUCAGUGGGAUUGCUUGAUUUCUUCCUGGGUGCUUUAAGGACAAUCCUGAAAUUGUUCUUCUAUCUUCCUAGAAAUCUCCUGCCUGAGCAGAAGACUGGUGUCAGGCCUACGAGCAACACAUAGCAUUCAGUAAAAAUUUCAUUAAUUUUCACUGAAGUUUUACACUGAAGUUUUACUCUGAGGUGGGUGGGAGGGGCAAGCAGUACCUAGGUAUUUAGAGGGCAAGCCAGUUUCACAGUCUUAACCUAGUUCAAAGCUAUAGUGACACAGAAUGUGAAACAAGUCUCCCUCAAUUUCUCUGACUGUGUAAAUAUGAUAAUGAUCAAACCAUCAAAAAAGAAUAAAUAUUCUGUACUUAAUUUGGAAAUGUUACU